Molecule: messenger RNA, 1614 nt
Organism: Penicillium pulvis
Lineage: Eukaryota; Fungi; Ascomycota; Eurotiomycetes; Eurotiales; Aspergillaceae
Product: arylsulfotransferase family protein
Exons: 3
Coding region: 1-1614 (537 amino acids)
Source: RefSeq, a predicted model, not a curated record
AUGAAGGUUCUUGAAACCCUCGCCUGCGCUACUGCGCUCCUGCCCCUUGCAGCCGCAGACUGGCAAUUCAAGACCCGCACGGACCUUGCACCUCCCCGUCUGAACAUCACCAUCCCAGCCACCAUCGACGUGGAAAAGGGCUAUCUUUUCGUAGCUCCAUUUCCCGGUCAGUUCGUCGAUCCAGAGCACCAUGGUCCGCGCCAGGAAGGCCCUUACAUCUUCCGGGAUGAUGGUGAACUCGUCUGGUCUGGAUACACGUACUACUCUAUAUGGGCGGCGAAUUUCCACAAGGGACAGUGGAAGGGCCAGGAUGUUCUGUAUAGUUUCGAGGGUGAUCAUAACCCGGCUUAUGGUCAUGGCCAUGGCCAUGCUACGAUUCUGAAUAAUCGCUAUGAGACAAUUCGCGAGUUGCGGGCUGGAAAUCAUAAAUUCAUGGAUAAGCAUGAGCUACAGGUUAUUGAUGGAAGGACUGCAUUGAUUCAGGUUUAUCAGCCUGUUCCAACGGAUCUGAGUAAAUGGGGUGGGAGUGCAGAGCAGCAAUGGAUUGUUGAUGCUAUUUUUCAGGAGUUGGACAUUGAGACUGGUGAGCUGCUUUUUGAGUGGUCAAGUCUAGAGCAUGUCAGCCCGGAUGAGGCGGUCCUCCCCUUGAACCCAGGUCAGGCUGGUGCCGGAUGGAACUCGUCUGAUGCAUGGGACUACUUCCACAUCAACUCUGUCGACAAAGAUGCAGCCGGCGAUUAUCUGAUAUCCGCUCGCGAUGCCUGUGCCGUUCACAAGAUUAAUGGUGCCACCGGAGAGAUUAUUUGGCGGCUAGGUGGUUUCAAGUCCGACUUUGAACUUGGUGCCAAUGUCGCAUUUUGCUUCCAACAUCAUGCGCGCUUUGUCUCACGCGAUGGUGAUGAAGAGGUCAUCUCACUGUUUGAUAAUUCUGCUCAUGGAACAGAGAACCACCGUGGUCAUGAAGUCCACACACAUCCCAUCUCGCAGGGAAAGAUCAUCACUGUUAACACUGCUACUUGGACCGCGGAAGUUAUCCAAGCAUUCCAGCCUCCCGAUGACCUUCUCGCCAAGUCGCAAGGAAGUACUCAGCUCCUGCCUAAUGGCAAUGCGUUAGUCAAUUGGGGCUCUGAAGGCGCAAUGACCGAGUUCACAUCGGACGGUACCCCCAUAUUCCACGCCUAUAUGGAUUCGGAUUUGCUCGGUGAAGGUGUACAGAACUAUCGCGCGUUCCGGUUCAACUGGACCGGUCUUCCCACUGAAGAGCCCGCCAUUGUGGCGCAUAAGACACCCUCUGGUAUGGCCGUGUAUGUCUCCUGGAAUGGUGACACCGAGACCGUCGCUUGGCGCAUCUAUGCUGUGACGGACGAUUAUGGGUCGCGAUUGUUCCUAGGUGAAGCUGAGCGCAGUGGAUUCGAGACCUCGCUGCUGCUAGCUGUUCGUGGCUAUACGCAUGUAGCCGCUGAGGCGAUUUCCGGUCAAGAUCGCGUCUUGAGAACCACGCAGGUAACUCGUGUUCAGGAUCAAGUUCUGCCCCUUGGUGCUCCCAGUGCUGGGACUGUUGUCUUAGCUUCGGCCGGCCGGUGGCAAAUGAAGCCAAUUGUGUUCCAGGCUUAA